CGGGCAGGAAGGAGGGAGGAGCGCGUGAUGGCUGGUGCCGUCGCGGUCGCGCUGUCCCUCACUGCGCUGCCAGCCGUUGCCGCCACUGCCGCUUCUCCUUCGCUGCCAGCUCCGGGCCGCCGCGCCGCCGCCAUGGCCGAGGAGGAGACUUCCAGCGAAGGGUUAGGAUGGUUAUUCAGCUGGCUUCCUGCCUGGUGUCCCACAUCACUACAACACCUUAAAGAAGCUGAGGACAAAAUGCUGAAAUGUAUUGCAAGCACAUAUGAUAAACGAUAUGUGUAUCUACCUAAUGGAAAUAAAAUAUGGACACUGUCGUUCUCUCCGGAGCUCUCACAUAGAACUCCACUUGUUCUCCUGCAUGGGUUUGGAGGAGGUGUUGGACUAUGGGCUCUCAAUUUUGAAGACCUCUGUGAGAACAGGACCGUUCAUGCUUUUGACCUCUUGGGAUUUGGACGGAGCAGUAGACCACACUUUGACACUGAUGCUCAGGAAGCAGAAAAUCAGUUUGUGGAAUCCAUAGAAGAAUGGAGAAAGGAGGUGGGGUUAGAAAAAAUUAUCUUGCUUGGACACAACCUUGGUGGAUUCCUGGCUGCUGCUUACUCAUUAAAAUACCCAUCAAGGGUCAAACAUCUUAUCUUAGUGGAGCCAUGGGGUUUUCCAGAGAGGCCUGACAAUGCUGAACACGAAAGACCAAUUCCAAUCUGGAUCAAAGCACUAGGAGCUAUAUUGAGUCCAUUUAAUCCAUUAGCUGGGCUGAGGAUAGCAGGACCCUUUGGAUUAAGCCUUGUUCAGCGCUUACGGCCAGAUUUCAAACGAAAGUAUUCAUCGAUGUUUGAUGAUAACACUGUUGCUGAGUAUAUCUAUCACUGCAAUGUACAGACACCCAGUGGUGAAACAGCUUUCAAGAAUAUGACAAUCCCUUACGGAUGGGCAAAAAGGCCGAUGCUGCAACGAAUUCCACAAAUGGAUCAAGACAUUCCUAUCACUGUGGUAUAUGGAGCACGUUCAUGUAUAGAUGGCAAUUCUGGCAGCACUGUCCAGUCUCUGAGACCAAAUUCAUAUGUGAAGACAAUAGCUAUCCUUGGUGCAGGUCAUUACGUGUAUGCUGAUCAACCUGAAGACUUCAAUCAGAAAGUGAAAGAUAUCUGUGAUUCUGUGGACUGACUGUCUCCUGUUCUUUAGAAAGUCAUGCCAUAGAUAACAUUUGAUAACAAUACUGUCUAGGAAAUCACUAAAGAAUAUGGAGCUAACAGAACAGGUUCUGUUUGCACACUGUUUCUUCUAAGAAGCCAUUUGCCCACUUAAACCACUGAGUGCCUUGGGAGGGGGGAGAUGGGAAGAUUUGAAGCAAACUUAGAAUCGUAAUAGUUGGAAUCACAAAACAGUUAGGUUUGUAAAGGACCUUAAGAUCAUCUAGUUCCAACCCUCCUGCCAUGGGUAGGGACACCUCACACUAAACCGUGCCACCCAAGGCUCUGUCCAACCUGACCUUGAACACCACCAGGGAUGGAGCAUGAGCAAACUUUGUACAGCUUUGUUUGGGAUUUGUUUAGAUUAUUGGCCUGUCAUAUAUGAAAUUAUGUGUAACUUUUUAAAACUUAAUUUUCUUCCAAAUUCAAUUGAAUUGACCUCUAAAAAUGCGCAGAGAACUGUAUCAAUGUAGAUGCAAUAUAUAAAAUGCAGUUUUGUUUCUCUAUAAAUAUUCAUGGGGUUUAGUUGAUGUUUCAUAGCAAGAAUAUGAAAUUGCUUAUAUAUCCUAUUUUUGGAAUCCAGAACUCCAUAUACCAUAUUUUAAGAGGGUGGGUUGUUUCUUUUUUAUUAUUAUUGGAGUGCUAACAGCUUAUGAAGCUGAUUUGGGGAGGACAGGGCCAAAAUAAUGAGCAGGGUCCGUCACUGAAAUAAGUGUGUUAGCUUGUAAGGAAUUGAGGCUCAGGAUUAGAAAUUUUUUUUCUGUUGGAUUUUAUUUCCAUUUAUCUCAAGGCAUCUUUUCCAUAUGUGCAGCUUUCACAAAAGGCUCAGUUUGUAAGAGUCAGUGAUGUCAACAGCACUCAUGCUUCCCUAAAUAUUUUUAUAUACAGAUUUCAGUGAUUUAAAACACAAAAGAUGGCUUAUUAGUUUCUCCAACUAUUUUUAAUGCUUUACUGCAGGAUUUGUUACUAGCCUAAACCUAACAGUUUUAGAUAAGUUGAGAAGAUUUUGAUUAGAGCUAGAGGAAGGUCAUCUGGAUAGUGAGCAGAAUUCCCUUUUUCUUUAAUUAGAAAACCUAGUCUGCUUUUUAGUAAAUUUGGGGCAGAGAAGAAGCAGAGGGAGAAUAUUGAUGUUCUCUGAUUGGGAGCUACAAUAGGUUAGUGUAUUUUAGUUAACAUGCAACCUCCUUAUAGGAAGGAUUGUUACUGGAAUGAACAAUAUAACACUGUAACAGAUUAUAAUUACAUAUUUUGGAGAUUAUUUAAUUGUUUUGAGUAUUUCAGUAUCAGAGAUAAUCCAGUCUCUGCAUCUUUUUGAAACUGUAGUUUGAUGUUAGUUCUUCACAUGCUUAGUAAAUUAUAUUAAGCAAAAUACUUGUCACUUUAAAGCCAAAUUAUGUGGUGGUUUAUUUUUUAACAAGUUUACAUAAAACUAUUGAUCUGCUUUUGAAUAUUAAAUUGACUACUGAAGAGUCCUUGAUACUUUUGUACAUAAAGAAUUAAUAAUUGCACCGUCUUAAAACUUGAGUGGAACUCUGCAUUUUUUUUCUCUCAAAGUAAUGAAUUAUUGCACAUAUUUAUGACUUGGAAGGCAAAGAUACGUAAAAUAUUCAGAAUAUACUCUGAUUAUGUUCCCAGCCAAAUGCAGUAUUUCUGAAGGAGAUAUUCAUCUAUAUGUUGCUAUGUAAACAUCAGACAGUCUUUGUGACUGCCUUGACUGGUAGCACUUAAUACCUGACAAGCUAAAGAUUUUAAUUAAAAUUAAUUCUUGAAUUAAAUUAUGUUUUCAAUUAGAAGACACCAGAAUUUUUAAACAAAAUGUUGAGUUAUUUGCUAAAAUCUUGAGUUCAAAAUGGAAGAUCAGAGUAUCAAUGAUACUUUUUAAUAUAAGCUAUAAAUUAUGACCAUUUAGGUGAAUGCCUUCAGUAUGUGUUUUUUCACCCUUUUCAGUGUCUUAAUUUGUAUUUAUCAACUUAGCUGUUUUAACUGUAUAGAAGAAUAUUCUGAAUUCCCUCCAAAUAACAAAAGGUGAAACAAACUAUUGGUAUUUUCAGAUAGCACUUACUGAUGGGAAUUCUAGAUUCCACAUCAAAAGAUGGAAGCAAGGGUAAAAAUUGUACACUGAAUGAGAAUAUUGUUUUAAAUAUCCCUUCCUUUUUCAGCCCAUUGUACUAAGACGAUUUAUUGCUUAAGUUUUGCCCAGUAAAAAAAAUCCUAAAUGUUAUCCUCAAUUAAUGUUAAAACAUGAUGCUUUUGUAAAAGUUGUGUGUAAUGAAGCCCUGGAAGUCAAGAGUAAUUAAUAAGUUGAGCUAAACCAUCCAAAAUACACUAAAAAUAAGGCUUAUUUCCAGAUGUCUUAAUGUUUUUAGGUUUUCAUGUAUGUAAUUGAAACUGGUAAGCAUUUGUCAACAAGUAGGUACAAGCUUGGAAUGCUGAUUGUAUAUACAAAGAAAAUGUUUGUUGGUUAUCUUCCAGGCAGUAUUAGAUACUGCUGCAAAGAUCAGGAUGGAAUUUAUUGAUAAUAAUAAAACAUUCACCACCAUCACAAGAAAGUCCCCAUUUGUUAUCUGAUUGAGAAAUGGAAAUGUGAAUUUGUAGGCGUCAAGAUUGGCUAAAUGGGUCCAAACUGAAGAAAUGUUGUCAUCUGGUUUCACUUGGAUUAAACCAGUACUGGCAUUUCUUUUGAAACUGUAUCUUUUUAAUAUUGCUGCAACUAUUGGUGCUGAACUGAUGUGACGGUCCCUGUGUACAAUGUUCUCUGUGGUCCAUUGUGGUUCCUCAAAUUCCCAGCCCUUCCAGAUCACAGUUAUUCAGCUUUUUGUAUACAAGAUUAAAUACAAUAAAAACAUCUGGAAUGAGCGUAUGAGAAGAUA
Molecule: messenger RNA, 4060 nt
Organism: Melopsittacus undulatus (budgerigar)
Lineage: Eukaryota; Metazoa; Chordata; Aves; Psittaciformes; Psittaculidae
Gene: ABHD5
Product: abhydrolase domain containing 5, lysophosphatidic acid acyltransferase
Exons: 7
Coding region: 28-1164 (378 amino acids)
Biological process (GO): negative regulation of triglyceride storage; phosphatidic acid biosynthetic process; lipid homeostasis
Cellular component (GO): mitochondrion; lipid droplet
Molecular function (GO): carboxylic ester hydrolase activity; lysophosphatidic acid acyltransferase activity
Source: RefSeq, a predicted model, not a curated record